UGUCGGAAAAAAGGCUGCGAGGCUCUCAGCAGUGCCAGUAAAAAUUACAAAUUGUGUUAUUUUUUUCAUGAACUUGAAAGGAUUCUAUAAAAUACCCUGAAGAGUCCAGACAUUUUAAAAAGCUAAAGCUUAGCAAAAUUGAAUACAAUAAAAAAUAAUAAUGGUGCGAGUACUUUUCAUGCAUCCCGAUUUGGGUAUUGGUGGAGCAGAACGUCUUGUUGUCGAUGCAGCUUUAGCUUUACAACAUAAAGGACAUAUCGUUAGUUUUUUAACUAAUCAUCAUGAUAAAAGUCAUUGCUUUGAAGAAACUCGAAAUGGUUCAAUACGUGUUGAAACAGUUGGUGAUUGGUUGCCUCGCAAAAUAUUUGGUGGACUUUAUGCAUUUUGUGCUUAUUUCAGAAUGGUUUAUGCAGCAAUUUAUACUAGUUUAAUAUUUUCAAGACGUGAAAAAAUAGAUAUAAUUUUCUGUGAUCAAAUUUCAAUGGGGAUCCCAUUUUUAAGAUUAGCCAAAUAUAAGCCAAAAAUAAUUUUCUACUGUCACUUUCCUGAUCAAUUAUUAUCGCAGAAAGGGGGAAUGAUUAAAACAGCCUAUCGUACUCCUUUAAACUAUUUAGAAGAAGUUACAACUGGAAGAGCAGAUCGUGUAUUAGUCAAUAGCAAAUUUACUAGAAAUAUAUUUCGAAAAACCUUUAAAAGACUAGACAUCACUCCAGAUGUGUUGUACCCUUCAUUGAACACAACCUUCUUUGAUGAUACGCAGGUUAAAGAUGAUGAAAUCGAUUUGAAGCUGUCAAAAGAUGCUUUUAUUUAUUUAUCAAUAAAUCGUUUUGAAAGAAAAAAAAAUUUAGCUUUAGCAAUUGAAUCUUUUAACCAGCUGCAAGCAGUACUAAAUCCACCGGAAUGGAAUCGUUGUUUUUUGAUAAUAGCUGGUGGUUAUGAUGUUCGCGUUAAUGAAAAUAUUGAAUACUUUAAUGAAUUAGAAGAAUUAGCUCGUGAAUUAGGUGUUGCAAAUAAAGUAAUAUUUCUAAAAUCACCAUCUGAUAUUGAAAAAAUAUAUUUAUUAAAGAAAUGUAGUUGCUUAAUUUAUACACCAGAGAAUGAACAUUUUGGUAUAGUACCUUUAGAAGCAAUGUAUAUGACAAAACCAGUUGUAGCAGCCAACAGUGGUGGUCCUACAGAAACGAUUAUCCAUGAAUCAACUGGAUUACUUUGUGAUCAUAAUAAAAUGGCUUUCGCCAAAGCUAUGAUAAGAUUAAUUAGAGACCGCCCCUUAUUAGAACGUAUGGGUGAAAUGGGAAGAAAGCGCGUUCAACAGAAAUUUUCUUUUGAAGCGUUUGCUGAUAAAACAGACUGUAUUGUUAUGGAAUGUAUAAGUCAAGAUAAAAUUAAGAGUUCAUAAAUUUUAAAGAAAUAUUUCUAUAUUAAUAUUAGAAUGCAAACCGAUUACAUUAUAACUUGUAUUUCAUACAAUUAUUAACGGAAUUUUCUUAAAUCAGAGUAAAUUUUGGAUUUUUAUUGAAAAAUGUUAUAUAAACAUUAUUCGUAGUUCAGAGCAUUUAAAACGUAUUCCAAGUACAAUUAGAAAUAAUUUUGUUAUUUUUAAUUCUUUAUAAUCAAUUCAUAGGCUUUUAAUUCAAUUUUAGAGAUAAAUAAGAAAAAAAUUAUUUGUUUUUUCAAAUAUUAAAUUUUUGGAAUGAUAUAAAUAAAAACAUGAGUUUUAACAAAGUUGUAUGGCACAAUUAUAUCAAAAAUUAAAUUGCAAUUAAUUUAUAUAAAAAUUAAUUGCAAGGAACUCGCUCGUGAAAUAUAAAUUUAACCAAAAAAUUUUUAGAACCCUAAUAUCCAUGUACGCAUUAUGUAGUUAGAAUAUGUAGAUUAUUAUACAUACAUACAUAUAUUGAAAAUUAUUUCUACAUAAGUAAUAUAAUUUUUAUUUUUAAUUAAAGGAAAACUUAAAAAACAUUUUGCACAUACGUACAACAUUUAAAAUAAAAAUAAAAUUUCAAAAACACA
Molecule: messenger RNA, 2013 nt
Organism: Condylostylus longicornis
Lineage: Eukaryota; Metazoa; Arthropoda; Insecta; Diptera; Dolichopodidae
Gene: Alg2
Product: alpha-1,3/1,6-mannosyltransferase ALG2
Exons: 1
Coding region: 161-1399 (412 amino acids)
Molecular function (GO): GDP-Man:Man(1)GlcNAc(2)-PP-Dol alpha-1,3-mannosyltransferase activity; alpha-1,3-mannosyltransferase activity
Source: RefSeq, a predicted model, not a curated record